AAUGGGCCAGCUGCUCGGCUCUACCGUCCAGAAGAACCUGCUCCUUGGUCCUACCUGUUCCUCAGUCCAGUGGUGUUUUGCUUUCACCAGCCAUCUUCUCUCUCCCCGGCGCCAGCAUCUGCAGUGUGGGCACCUCCUGGUGUCCACUGCGCGUGUGCGAGAAGCGCUGUGCUUUGUGAAUGGCCACCUGUAGUCUUCUUGUACCUGUCUGCAGUCUCUGGUCAUCUCUUGUACUAUGUCUGCAGUCUCUGGUCAUCUCUUGUACUAUGUCCACAGUCUCUGGUCAUCUGCUGUAGCAUGUCCGCAGUCUCUGGUCAUCUCCUGUACUAUGUCCGCAGUCUCUGGUCAUCUGUAGUAUGCCCACAGUCUCUGGUCAUCUCUUGUACUAUGUCCACAGUCUGUGGUCAUCUCUUGUACUAUGUCCACAGUCUCUGGUCAUCUGCUGUAGUAUGUCCGCAGUCUCUGGUCAUCUGUAGUAUGCCCGCAGUCUCUGGUCAUCUCCUGUAAUAUGCCCGCAGUCUCUGGUCAUCUCUUGUACUAUGUCCGCAGUCUCUGGUCAUCUCCUGUACUGUGUCCGUAGUCUCUGGUCAUCUCCUGUACUAUGUCUCUGCAGUCUCUGGUCAUCUCCUGUACUAUGUCUCUGCAGUCUCUGGUCAUCUCCUGUACUAUGUCCGCAGUCUCUGGUCAUCUCCUGUGCUAUGUCCGCAGUCUCUGGUCAUCUCCUGUACUAUGUCCGCAGUCUCUGGUCAUCUCCUGUGCUAUGUCCGCAGUCUCUGGUCAUUUCCUG
Staurois parvus is the source of this 787-nucleotide messenger RNA. The record is from the annotation of a GenBank genome assembly. NCBI's taxonomy places the organism in Eukaryota, Metazoa, Chordata, Amphibia, Anura, Ranidae.